Molecule: messenger RNA, 1335 nt
Organism: Dichomitus squalens LYAD-421 SS1
Lineage: Eukaryota; Fungi; Basidiomycota; Agaricomycetes; Polyporales; Polyporaceae
Product: mitochondrial distribution and morphology protein 10
Exons: 5
Coding region: 1-1335 (444 amino acids)
Biological process (GO): mitochondrial outer membrane translocase complex assembly; establishment of mitochondrion localization; protein insertion into mitochondrial outer membrane
Cellular component (GO): ERMES complex; SAM complex
Source: RefSeq, a predicted model, not a curated record
AUGCAUCCAUUCGCAUCCUAUGUUCUCCGCAGCUACUACAAAGAAACUGGCUGGAACGAGGACAACCUUUAUGCCAACCUCACGCGGUCUUCCAAUGCUCUUCUCGAUUUUAGCGUUCCCCGUGGGUUGCACUUUGGUAUAUCCAAGUCUCCAAAUCCUCUCUUUAAGACGACAUAUUCGAUGAAUGCCCUUCCAUCCCUCAAUGGAUCCGUCGGGUACAUCUUCACCAGCUGCAACCUCAACGUCAAGGGCUCUGGUGAUGUUCGCUUCAAGGACAUGGUCGACAGGUUCAAGGUAUUCGACCGCCCAAGAAGACCCGAGGGAAAAGAGGAAGAAUGGCUGGCGGGUGAACGUGCUGACACUCGCGACUACUUACUAUAUGGUCGCAUCUACAUUCCCACUGGACGGCUGGAUGCUCUCUAUUCUACUCGACUUGCUCCCACUCUGCAAGGAAUGGUGGCCGCCAUAUCCGAUCCUCGUACACCCCUCUAUUCCGAGAUGUCCAGAUCCCAUGCACCUGCCAGCAAUAUCAUGUUUAGCCUACAGCAUGAUACAGGCAAGGUGUGUACCGAGUAUACUUGGAGCGCGGAAGAUGGCAUGUGGGGCAUACGAUCCUUGUACAACUUUGGUAGGGUGGGCACGCCGGCCGAGGCCUCUCCCGAGGAGGGCGAGAAGGCAGGUAACGCCUCUCCUGCUCGCCAGAAUGGUGUCAAAGUAAAGCGGGUAGAUGAAGAGGAUGCGAUGGAGGGCGGUCUGAAGGGGCGCGUAUCUGUGGGCGGGGAAUUCUACUUCAGCGCGAAGGAGAAGAGCGCGGGAGUGUCCACCGGCAUCCGCUUCACUACUCUUCCCGACGCAACUCCUCCCUCCUUCCAGGUUCCCACAACAUCAUCCGCAGGGUCCUCGGCCGCACGGUGGCCACCAUCGCAGCCGCCAACCACAAUAACCGCCCUGUUUAACCCUAUGCUUGGUCACAUCUCCGGUGCAUACGCAGCGCGCGUGUCGCGUGACCUUUCCUUGGCCUCGCGCUUCGAGUUCAAUGUCUACAGCUACGAGAGCGAGUGGUCACUAGGCGCGGAAUGGUGGCAGCGUCAAAGCAAAGCGAGGCAUCCGCCGUCGGUUUCGGACGAGGCACAUCCACCCUUACUUCCGGACUGGGCCGACGAGGUGCAGGGCGUGGUUAAGGCAAAGGUCUCCACAACGACUGAUGUGUCAUUACUGUGGGAAGGACGCCUACGAAACGUACUCGUCAGCCUCGGUGUGGUCUCUAACCUCUCCAGCCGAUCCAAACCUAUCAAGUCAAUAGGUCUCGAGCUAUCAUACUUCAGCUCCGGAUAG